Messenger RNA from Seminavis robusta, 306 nucleotides. Lineage: Eukaryota; Bacillariophyta; Bacillariophyceae; Naviculales; Naviculaceae. The record is from the annotation of a GenBank genome assembly.
AUGGAACAGUUUGACGCGAUUCACCGGCUGGACGCAAACACAGAUAGUAUGAACAAAAGGGACCAAAAGCAAACUCUUCUUCCUUUGGUCGCGAAGAACAGACAGCAGGCAACUCAUCCAAAGAAUGCAAUUGCUGUUUUUGGGACUGUUUUCAAGAAGGGAUGCGUUUGUGUGGCCAGUCGAGCCAAUCAAAUGUUUACAGUAAUUGAAACAUCUGUUGGUUGUUGCCGUGCUUGGCAACUUUUGCCAUUUGAGCAGAACAGUCGGUUCCCCCCGCUCCACAGAACAUCGGAAAGACAGUUUUAG